Drosophila kikkawai is the source of this 1776-nucleotide messenger RNA. RefSeq lists its product as uncharacterized. Gene Ontology annotation, molecular function: catalytic activity; nucleic acid binding; zinc ion binding. The record is from RefSeq and is a predicted model, not a curated record. Lineage: Eukaryota; Metazoa; Arthropoda; Insecta; Diptera; Drosophilidae.
AUGCAGCGCAGGAACAUACGCAGACAUGCUCAAGAUUGUCAAACUGAGCCCUCUCUACAGGGACUCAAGGACAAUGUGCAAGGAUUGCGGAGGACAGCGAACGGUGGACUCCUCCUAAGAAUGCAGAAAAACCUGGACCCAUCCACGCAGCAGCUGCAAGCAGCCCUAAAGACUGCCAUCUCCGGUAAAGCAGAGGUGGCGGUUAUGCAGGAGACGGUCCAAGUGGAGAUCCGCGACCUAGACGACAUGACCAGCGCGGAUGAGGUCACCAUGGCCCUGUUUGCGGGAGAAGAGUGCGACGUACCACGAGACGCCUCACCCAGGAUGAGAAAAGGGUUCGGCGGAACGCAAAUAGCGACGGUCAACCUCAGACCCGAGCAUGCGCGGAGGUUGCUCGAAAAGGGCAGAAUCCGGAUAGGAUGGGUCGUAUGCCGUAUCCGAGAAAAAACUGAGCCAAAGCGAUGCUACAAAUGCAUGGGCUUCGGACACACCUCGGCACGAUGCCGAGCCUCCGACGCAACAGCUAAAGCCACACAGGAGUCAUGCUUCAAAUGUGGUGGCAUGGGCCACAAGCACAAUACGUGCCAAAACAAUCCCAAGUGCAUCCUAUGCACCCGAGGAGGCAAGCACGCGAAGGAGGCAGAGCACGCUACAAUAAGCAGGACCUGCCCAGAAUACCAGAGAGCCGUCAAAGCAGCCCAAGACCUACUGUCGCAGACGGCGAUUGAGCAGAGAAUCGACAUCGCUAUACUGAGUGAACCCUACAAGGCAAAACCAGAAGGAGUAUGGCAGCAAAGCGCGGAUGGCGGGUCUGCCAUCUGGAGCUGUGGACAGCCUCCGGAACACCUAUCGCAGAGAGCUUCGAGACCUGGCUACGCCAGGGCCAAGUGCCAGGCGACUACAAUAUACAGCUGCUACCUUCCGCCAAGUAUGCACAUAGAUGCAUUCAAGGAUGUAAUCCAGGAGAUUGCCCAAGACGCUCGGGGACGAUCCCCGGUAAUAAUUGCCGGGGACUUCAACGCAUGGUCCACCACGUGGGGGAGCACGGCAACAACUCAGAGGGGAACCGCCUUACUAGAUGCCCUGGCGACCCUGGAUGUCUGCCUUCUCAACGACGGAGGCAAAUGCACAUACAGCAAGGCAGGCCGAGAAUCAAGUAUCGACCUAACCUUCGCCAGCCCGGAGCUCACUAGGAGCGUCUACUGGGAAGUCACUGACCUCCUCACCUACAGCGACCACGCAGCGAUAGUGAUAAAGACGAGUCACUCCCUGCCGAGCCUUCCGAAUCGGCAACCUGCCUACAAAGUAGGCACUCUAAAUGUCGAGGAACUCCUAGAAAACAUGGAUGGCAAUACCAUUUCUGGCGACGCAAACACUUGCGCAGACGAGGUAUCUGCGAGGAUCAAGACAGCUUGCGAUGCGGCAAUGGAGAGCUCGACUAGAGGACAAGGAAGGCGACCAGUCCCCUGGUGGAACCAAGAGAUAGCCACAGCCAGGAAAGAGUGCAUCUCUGCGAGGCGCAGGUGCCAACGAAGCCGUGGACGGCCCAUGCAGGAGCUAUUUGAGGCUCGCUACAGGGAAAGAAAAAAAGCCUUAAAGGUGGCCAUUAGAGCAAGCAAGCGGGAGUGCUUCCAGCAGCUGUGCGACGAGGCGGACCAGGAACCUUUUGGAUCUGCCUAUAAGCUCGUCAUGGCCGCCCCUAAUGCCACCCAGCAUAACGGCGAGCGAAGCUAUCACCAUCAGCGAAGAGGAAGUCAUGAGCGCGGUGGCCAGUAG